Messenger RNA from Cyclopterus lumpus (lumpfish), 3364 nucleotides. RefSeq names its product v-rel avian reticuloendotheliosis viral oncogene homolog B (gene relb). The transcript has 9 exons. Lineage: Eukaryota; Metazoa; Chordata; Actinopteri; Perciformes; Cyclopteridae. Gene Ontology annotation, cellular component: cytoplasm. The coding region runs from base 978 to 2495 and encodes 505 amino acids. Gene Ontology annotation, molecular function: DNA-binding transcription factor activity, RNA polymerase II-specific; RNA polymerase II cis-regulatory region sequence-specific DNA binding. Gene Ontology annotation, biological process: regulation of transcription by RNA polymerase II; non-canonical NF-kappaB signal transduction; cellular response to stress. The record is from RefSeq and is a predicted model, not a curated record.
UUAUUGACUUCAGACGGGUUGAGAGUGGGUUUCUUCAGGAGAGGGUUUUCCCAGCUUGUCUUUGUCAAAAUUAGGCUACAUUAAAACAAAUAGUUCUUCAAUAAUUGUUGCUAUUUAAAUGUUUAUCAUUAUGUGUAUGAUAUCAUUAUAUCCCAAUACUGUUAGUCUCUCAAAUGUGAGGAUUUGCUGCUUUUAUUUCAUAGUUUUUUUUUCAGGAUUAAGUGUAGUUGUAUGCGUAGUAUUAGGGAGUCAGGUAGGUUGGGCUCUUACAAUAAAGCACGUGGUUUACAGAUCAGAAGUGCUGUAACCUGAUAAGACUGCAUUGACGUUGUAGCCUGCACAGACAGAUAAUAAUGUAGGUCAAGAAAACAAGAAAACAGCUGAAACUCUUUAUCAGCAAAUUAACUGCAUGUGAGAUGAGGGGGGCUUUGUGUGUAAAUACAGUUUGUUUAAAAAGUCUUGCGGCCUGUGAUGUGGCGGACACGCCUCCUCAGCAUGCUUUUCUGUGGAAGGGGCCUGCGAUAGGGGAGGAGGAGUGGUUGGAAUAACUGUAAUAUGACGCCUACUUUCAGUUUGCUGUCCUUUCUGUUUACCAGACAAACCCAUCAAGGGGUGAAAGGUCACAUUCUUUGCCCUGCGCUUCUCCAAUUGGUCAAUCCGCGUUACAUUGAGCUGGCUUCCUUUUUCCUGUUCGCUGGUUCCGUCUGCCAGGCUUUUGUUUAGCUCUAGAUUUAAAGCUAACCGGUCCGCUCCGGCUAAUACACUCUUCUAAAGUAGACGCUUGUGGCUCGACAGGAUAUUGUGAAACAUUAUCUCAUGCAAAGGCAUCACCCAGAUCUCUGCAGCAACGGUUUAUAGGCUCUCUGCCUAAUUUACUGCUACUCAAGUGAAAGAGGUCAACUUCUUUACGUCUUUGUUCUCUGCAGCCAACCUGCACCUUCCGUCAGCCCCAGGAGCCGCCCAGCAUUUCCAGAGAGAUGGCUCAUUCUUCCCAGGAAGUUUCUGCUCCAGACGGGUUUCCACGGCGUGGUCGAGGCUCCUCGUAUUCGCUGGCCUCAAAGACCUCCCGUGGAGUUUCCUCUCAGAACCGUGGCGGAGAAACAGAGAUGCUAGAGCGGCUUCUGAAUAAGCCAAAACUGGUGGUGUUGGAGGAGCCCAAGGAGAGAGGCAUGAGGUUUCGCUAUGAAUGUGAGGGACGCUCGGCCGGCAGCAUCCUGGGGGCGACCAGCACUGAAACCAACAAGAGUCAACCUGCGAUAGAGAUUCAAGGUCCCAUUGACCACUUAAAGAGGGUCACAGUCACGGUUUCCUUAGUGACCAAAGACCCUCCACACCGGCCUCACCCCCACUGCCUUGUGGGUAAAGACUGCCCAAACGGUUCAGGAAUCUGCGUGGUCACGCUCAAUCCUCACAGCAACCGACGUCACAGCUUUGCUAACCUCGGUAUCCAGUGUGUGAGGAGGAAAGAGCUGGACGUUUCACUUCAGAAAAGAAGAAACCAAAAUAUCGACCCCUUUCAAACUGGUCACUCAAAGGGCAUUGAAGACAUGGACAUGAACGCUGUGCGUCUGUGUUUUCAGUGCGAGUUUGAAUGGGAAGAUGGCAGAAAAGACUGUCUCAGCCCAGUGGUGUCCAACCCCAUCUAUGACAAGAAGGCGACGACUACAUCACAGCUGAAGAUCGGCCGUUUUAACCAGUACAGAGGUUCCUGCACCGGCAAGACGGAGAUCUACAUGUUGUGUGACAAAGUUCAGAAGGAUGAUAUAGAGAUCAUCUUCAGGCGAGGGUCAUGGAAGGCGAGCGGGGAGUUUGCCCAGACAGAUGUGCACCGGCAAAUUGCCAUUGUGUUUAAGACUCCGCCCUACCAGGACCAGGAUAUCACAGCGGAGGUUGAAGUCAGAGUGCUUCUGCGUCGCCUCUCAGACCAGAUGGAGAGCGAGUCUGUUACCUUCACGUACCUGCCACACAACCCAGAUCCAUAUGAGGUGAAGCGGAAGAGAAAGAUAAAGUCAGACAUCAACUUCAGUGAGAAACCUUGUGUGACUGCCGAGAGUGCACCUGCAGCAGAGCAGCCCUUCCACACUCAGCAGCCUCAAACCAUGAUGGCUCCUAACGAGAGGCUUUGUGCUUCCCAGCCGGGGGCCUCUGCUUUAGGGGAAAUGGGUUACAACGAGCCCGAGGACUCAAACAAUGGCACCGAUGCAACAGCAAUCCUGAAUCAGUUGCUAGAAAUGCCUGUACUAUGGGACAUGAUUUCCGACUCCAGCUUUACCUCAUCCAUGCCCUCUAGCUUUGAGCCGGUGACCGAUGCCGGCUCCACGUUUGUCAACCAGGAUAUGAACUUGAACCAGAACUUUGGCUCGUACACGCAGGACUUUUCCCAUUACAGCGACUUGCAGUUCAACAUGCUCGUCAAUGAGAUCCAGACUCCGCAGUCAGAGGGCCGGGACAGCCCCUCCAACAUGGUUCAGGUGAAGACAGAAGAGGAGCUGUGAGGACUGAAUAGUCAGAUUUGUGAAAUGCCUAUACGCUCUCUCCGUCCACUGAAAAGUCCACUUUGGCACUUUGGAAAAUAUGCUUAUUUGCUUUCUUGCAGAGGGUUAGACGAGAAGAUAGGUACCACCCUCGUAUGAAAGAAUGUUUAGCAUUUCCUGAAAUGUGUAACUUCCCCCUUGACACCUCUGGAUUUAGUCCCAAACAAGAUUAUGUUGUCCCUCAAUCCAAGACUACUGCUUCGGCUGAUUGCACUGUGAAAUGUGUUUACCCUCUCACUAAAUCCAUAUCUUUGUUUGGAGUCCUUGCUGGUCAAGGCUUUAGCAACCAGCAGGAGCAGGUUAACAUUCCUGCUUGUGUGCUGGUAAAUGCUGCCAACACUAAUCAUCAAAUUCUCAGUCAGCGUGGAAUUUUAAAAAGGGAGUUCAAGAGUCUAUAUUUAACGUGAAACAAUAGAAACCCGCCCAUUAUUUGCCUUCUAUUGUAGUAAAUAAUUGGUGAGGUAAACUUUAAUAUCUGUCGUAUAAUUAUUGUCUACGGUCUAUUUUAUGUGCUUCCGCCAAGAAGUAUAAGAUUUUAGUUGUAACACAAAGUCUCAAGUACAGUAGUUUCAGAUCUGCUCUUCACAUUAUUCUUGCCUUGUAUCACUCUGUUGAUGUGACCUCCACACCAGCUGGAUUGUUUAAUAAUUAAUCUACUUAAACACAAUAGAAACCAGUCCUCCUUGUGUCAGUUCCUGCUGUUGUGCAGUUUCACUCUUGUGCUAAACAUUCAAACUUCCACUCGCAGCUCGUCACGAAUCCAACUCUGCCCGUCUCUGUAGUAUCGUAGUGUCUAUUUCAGAAAAUAAACAAUAAAAUGUCAGACUGUG